UUCAAAUCCAAGAUGACGAAGAACAUAAUGUUUCCUUGUGUUGCAAUCUACUUACUCCUCAUGAUGAUCAUCGACUCGUCAAAGGCCACUCCGUCGUACAACGUCCAGAGAUACGGCGCGAGAGGGGACGGUCAAACUGACUCGACCAAGGCGUUCCACACGGCAUGGUCGAUGGCCUGCAGGUCGAGGACCUCGGCCAUGGUGUAUGUUCCACGUGGGACGUACUUGGUCAAGAAUCUCGUGUUCUUGGGACCAUGCAGGUCAAGAAUAACGUUCAAGAUCGAUGGAACACUCGUGGCACCGACGAAUUAUUGGGAUCUGGGUAGCUCCGGUUAUUGGAUUUUGUUCGCUAAAGUUAACCGGAUCUCGGUUUAUGGUGGAACCGUUGAUGCAAGAGGAGCUGGGUACUGGGCUUGCAGAAGAAAAGGUGGUCACUGCCCUCCUGCUACUAGGUCUAUAUCGUUUAGCUGGUGCAACGAUGUGCUCCUCAGCGGUUUCACAUCGGUCAAUAGCCAUAAUAUUCACGUAUCGGUCCAUCAUUCGACCAACGUUAGGAUUCGGGAUAUAAAGAUUAGGGCACCGAGCGGUAGCCCUAACACCGACGGUAUCCACGUUCAAUCUUCAACUGGCAUAACCAUAAGCGGUGGAGCGAUUUUAACCGGGGACGACUGCAUAUCCCUCAGUCAAGGAUCGAGGAACGUUUGGAUCGAGCGCGUCAACUGUGGACCAGGACAUGGAAUCAGUAUUGGGAGCCUUGGAGACUACGUGAACGAGGAAGGAGUGCAGAAUGUGACUGUCACGAGCUCGGUUUUCACAAAGACGCAAAACGGAGUGAGGAUAAAGUCGUGGGCGAGGGCGAGCAACGGGUACGCGAGGAACAUAGUGUUCAGAAACCUCGUAAUGAACAACGUUCAAAACCCUUUGAUCAUCGACCAGAACUACUGUCCUUCGGGCAAAGGCUGUCCUCAUCAGAGUUCUGGUGUGAAGAUAAGUGGAGUGACGUAUUCGAACAUAAAGGGGACAACGGCCACGGCUGUUGGGGUGAAACUGGAUUGCAGUCCGAGGAAUCCAUGCACUGGCAUCGUAUUACAAGACAUUAAGCUCACUUACAUGAGACGUUCGUCGAGUUCUUAUUGCAGACAUGUUCAUGGACGAUCCUCUGGUGUUGUGAUUCCCAGAAAUUGCCUCUGAAAACUGUCCACAGAUAUGUAUUUGUUCUUACUUCACGAUUCAAUCGGAUUAUACAUUCAUGUAUAAAUAUGUUGUUUGGGUAUGCUUGUUUUUUCAUUCACGUAAAACUGAGAUUUGUCCAAAUCCGAGAAAAAUAAAUUAUUUUUAUAUAAAUGAAGUAUAUAUUUGUAAGA
This is a messenger RNA of Tarenaya hassleriana, 1364 nucleotides long. RefSeq names its product polygalacturonase. The coding region runs from base 13 to 1191 and encodes 392 amino acids. Lineage: Eukaryota; Viridiplantae; Streptophyta; Magnoliopsida; Brassicales; Cleomaceae. The transcript is spliced from 4 exons. Gene Ontology annotation, molecular function: polygalacturonase activity. Gene Ontology annotation, biological process: carbohydrate metabolic process. The record is from RefSeq and is a predicted model, not a curated record.